AUGUGGCAACAAUGGAUUUCCAUAAGAACUUUAGCUCUUCCUGUGAUUGUGAACGUGAAAAAGUUAUACUAUUUAUGUAGUUAUUUAGUUAUUUAUAUAAUAUCAAGUUUAACAAUAAUGGAAUUAUCACAAGUUAGUGAAAAAUCCUGUAAAAGUGAAACAUCAAACCAUCUGGAUACCAUGAAAAUUGAAAUUAAAGAAGAACCCUUGAGUGAAAGUGCACAUGAUGCAUUUGUUUAUUCGGACUUAAAAGAAUUACCUGUAAAGACUGAAAUGGAACAAGACGAGCAGAAGUUUGCACUAUUUGAAGAAAAACAAGUUGAUGAAAAAAGUUUCCUCCAAGAGGAGAACCAAAUGCAAAUUAUGGAACCAUUAACUAAAUCUUCAUAUGAUAAAGGAAACUAUAUAAGUAGAUGCAGUGAGGGAAAAACAUUAAGCAAAAAUAAAAAAGUUCAAACUGGCCAAGAAUGUUACAAGUGUGAAAUUUGUUUUAAGCAGUAUACUACAGUAUCUAGUUUGAAACGACAUAUGCGAUUACAUACUGGAGAAAAACCUUACAAGUGCGAAAUCUGUUUUAAGCAGUUCAGUGAUGCAACUUCUUUAAAACAACAUUCGGUGGUACACACUGGAGAAAAACGUUAUAAAUGCGAAAUAUGUCUUAAGCAGUUUACUCGAAAAGUUUCUUUAUAUCAACAUACGAAAGUUCACACAGGAGAAAAACCUUAUAAGUGCGGAAUUUGUUUUAAGCGGUUUUCUCAGAAAGCUCAUAUGAACGAUCAUUUAAAAUUGCACACUGGAGAAAAACCUUACAAGUGCCAAAUUUGUUUUCAGCGGUUUUCGCGGCAAAGUCAUUUAACAAGACAUUUGAGAUCGCACACUGGAGAAAAACCUUACAAGUGUGAAAUUUGUUUUAAACAAUUUAGUGAUGCAGGUAAUUUAAAAAGACAUUUGAUAGUGCAUACUGGAGAUAAGCCUCACAAAUGUGAAAUUUGUUUUAAACAAUUUAGGGAAGCAGGCACUUUAAAAAGACAUUUGAGAUUGCACACUGGAGAAAAUCCUUACAAGUGUGAAAUUUGUUUUAAGCAGUUUAGUGUAGCAGGAGAUUCGAAAAAACAUUUGAGAGUGCACACCAGUGACGUGCCGUGAUAUUUGAAGGGAUGUAAAUUAAAUGAAAUUAUAAACAGACUUACUAAACUUUUUACUUGUAGUGCAGCUCUAUUAUUCUAUCAUACUUCGACAACACCAUCGAAGAAGGUUGUAACUCAUUUUUAGCGAUUUUACAUGGGAGGCAAAAAACAAAAACAUGAAUUUUUAAAAAUUUGUAGCGUAAUGAUUAGACUCUUUUACCCUAAAGCGAUAUGAUAUUUAUAGCAUAAUAAGGGAUUACCGUGAGAUACUUUGUAAUUUUAUUAACUAUUCAAAAUCUUGAGUUUGAUUGAGAUAACCUUGGGAUUAAACAUGAUUCUUCGUAGAAAAAGGUUGUAACUCGUCUAACAACCAUUUUAUACUCUCCGUGUUAAUUAUUUUUUCCGUUUUACUAUUAAAAGGUUGUAUGUUUUGAGUUAUUGGCAAUAUAGAUAGGAGAAAAUUCGUUUUUAUGGUAUAUUUCAACAAAAUGUCAACUCACAGUUUUCACAAUUUUAAUUGGAAGUUAUAAAUUUUACAAUAACAAUAAUAUCCUAUCACUAUGAAGAAAACAUGGUAUAAAAUAAAUAUCUCAAACUUAUCACAUUUUUAUUGCGUAUCUGUAACUAUUUAAUUUUAGACCAUUUUACUUUAUUACUUUACUCUUUUACGAUUAAUAUCGGCUUCAAAAUUAACAUGUGUGUCCUUUAAUAGGUAUCAUGGUUAUCCAUUCGUCUGGGGCAUAUACGACUUAAUGUUCUUUCCGUUUUCUAUAAGGGCAUGCAUUGAAUUGGCCUCGUUUUGUUGUGCUAUUUCAAAAAAUACAUGUGUAAUGUUAAUAUUAGAAUUUCUCACUACAUAGCCUAGCCAAACCUAUUCUAUAUUUAUUUUGUCCACUGCAACUAUCAAAAAGGAAAAAAAGUUAGUAAAUCCUUUUUAUUUUCAUUUCCAUAAAUUGACUUAUGAGAUGCAUCAUAUGUUUGAUUACUUUAUAAAUUAAACAUACGUGUAACAAAGUUGUAACUCAUUUAAAAACCUUUUUCAUCGUCAAGUAUAAAGAAAGUAAAUAUUUAACAUAGGGAGUAUCCAGUGUUACUGCCUUUUUCACGCUGAAAUGUCACACCUAAGUUUAAAAUACAACUUUUUUCAAUGGAGUAUUAGCCAAACUAUUGAGAAUUAAACUAUGUCGUUUAUAUUGAGGUGUGCGCAAUUUUUUUGCUAAAUUCGCCUCUUUAAAAUCUGAAUCUUGAGUUACAACUCGAGUUACACUCUUGAGCAAACUCGUUAAUAUACACUCAUAAAAACUGGGAUUUUCCGACAUUUCUUUAAUAAGUUCAUUUUCAGUUGACAAAAUUGCUAUUCUCCUUUUCAUGAACAUUUUUCAGUGCGUCACAAAUUAUAGAAAAAAAGGUAAGUCCGUGAUAAUACACAUUUAUGACAUUUAUUCUAACGUGACAUUUUAGUUAAAUCUGACAGUUGUCAAAUUUUAUUUUCAAUUUGGAAUAAAACCAAAUCAAUUGUGUCUAUUGCAUUUAUAAAAUGGUAUUUUCUUUCAUUUGUAUAGUCUUAUAAAUUGUACAGAUUAUAUUGAUAAUAUUAUUAUUUUAUUUAAUAAAUAAUUCUUUUUUGAUUAUGGCGCCAUCUAUCGACAACUAGAAUAAUCACCGAACUAGAAUAAUUACCGAAGUAUUCCCAGACGUGCCUUUUUUUCUGUCACAUACAAUUUAAUGCGUUAGAGAGAAAUCGAAAAACUGUGACGCACUGAAAGAUGAUCAUGAGAAAAAGAAUAAGUUAGCUAGCCUCUCCUCACUUGCGGAAUUUCUGACAAAGUUUUUAAUUCACUUUAGUACAAAAAACUUCGUUCUACAAACGCACUUGCAGCAGGUAUUGUCAUCACUAAAUCGCAUAAUUUUUAAACCUCAAACCAAAGAAUGUCAAAAAAGUUAGCAUAAUUAUUUUUUAGACAACUAAAAGCCUCUUCCGAGAAACUAGAGCUGGAAUAUUAAUUGAAAUUACAAACUCUACAAAUCUUAACUCACAAAGGUUUUUAAAUUUUUAUUUAAGCUGCUGUAAAAUGUUAUAUACAUAUUAUUUCACAAAAAAGUCGAUGAUAAGAUAUUUUUGUGUCACCUGAAUCGUAAAUUCUAAUGCGUGUUCGCUUGGGUCCCAUCUCUUAGAGAUUGCAAGUUUUUUGCCAUAUAGUAUAAAAUUGUUCCCUCUGUCUGUUGAUUUGGACUUACAAUUAAUAGAGGAGUGCAAUUAGAACGAAAACAUGCAUUGUUUCGGAAUAAUUCAAACAAGCUUAUAUUUUUCUAAGGCAUUACAAUUUAAAAAUUCUUAUACAGAAGCUCUUAUACAGUAUGUUUGCGUAGAUAGGAAUUACAUGGAAAACUUUUUUAUUAUCAAUUUUACGGAAAAAAGUUAUUCUUCAUAAAAUACUCUGGAUAGUCAAAAAUCUAAAACUCAACCAUCAGAUAUUAAAUUUUAUCAAUUUUAUACGAGUUGUGUCAAAAAUAUGAAUUUCUUUAAAGAGUAAAGUACCUUUAUAUUCCAGAAUAUCAAAAAAUGCUAUUAUGAAAAGUUGUUUGAAAUUAAAAACUAUAUUUUAAUAUACAGUUACAUCAUUCUAAUUGAAAAAAAAAUUCAAUUUUUUCUCAAAUUACGAAUACCCAUCAUUAUUUUAUUUCAAGUAUUGUAACUAUUUUAU
Molecule: messenger RNA, 3832 nt
Organism: Diabrotica virgifera virgifera (western corn rootworm)
Lineage: Eukaryota; Metazoa; Arthropoda; Insecta; Coleoptera; Chrysomelidae
Product: zinc finger protein 726-like
Exons: 2
Coding region: 1-1146 (381 amino acids)
Biological process (GO): regulation of transcription by RNA polymerase II
Cellular component (GO): nucleus
Molecular function (GO): DNA-binding transcription activator activity, RNA polymerase II-specific; RNA polymerase II cis-regulatory region sequence-specific DNA binding
Source: RefSeq, a predicted model, not a curated record